This is a messenger RNA of Pecten maximus, 1297 nucleotides long. Its product is annotated as M-phase inducer phosphatase-like. The record is from RefSeq and is a predicted model, not a curated record. Lineage: Eukaryota; Metazoa; Mollusca; Bivalvia; Pectinida; Pectinidae. Gene Ontology annotation, molecular function: protein tyrosine phosphatase activity. The coding region runs from base 38 to 1081 and encodes 347 amino acids. Gene Ontology annotation, biological process: G2/M transition of mitotic cell cycle; protein dephosphorylation; positive regulation of G2/M transition of mitotic cell cycle. Gene Ontology annotation, cellular component: cytoplasm; nucleus. The transcript is spliced from 9 exons.
CAUCGUCCACUCUACACAAGAGAAAGAAUUUUACAGAAUGGAAUACUCUGACAACAGUUUUGGGUUCAAUCCCAUAGCCCUAUUGAAGUUCGGCGAUGACGAAGAGUUAAACAUGGAUUUGACAGAAAUCCUCACCCCACGGGCUAAGACUUCUCUGGCCCGGCCAAAAUCCUUACCUCCCCCGGACAUGAAUGAUGAAGACUCUGGACUAGGGAUGGAUUUUGAUGAAAUGUUGGAAAAGACAGAAUUUUCGGUCCAUGACGAAACUCCAUGCCUCUCACGCACUCCAAAUAUCCUAAGACAGUCCUACAGUGUCCGAAGAUCUUUGUUCGAGAAAUCCAAGCGUCUCUUUGACGGAGAUGAUGACGGAUCCAUCACCAAGAAACCAAGACGAUCUCAGAAACCAACUACAUCAUCGUCACGUGUUCUCAGCAAGUCGCUGUCAUUUGGGGAUCAUCCUGCUGAAAAUGCAUGCCAUGACGUCAUUUCCGCUGUUGAGCGAUUAGUCGGGGAAGACAAUCUGACAGGAAAUGGCGAAACUACAUACAGUUUACCCACAAUUCCCGGCAAACACUCCGACCUUAAGAGCAUCACACCAGAAACUAUGUCUCAUGUUUUGGCGGGACGAUAUGAUGACGUCAUCAGUAGCUAUCGCAUCAUCGACUGUAGAUAUCCUUACGAGUAUGACGGCGGUCAUAUAAAGAAUGCCGAGAACCUUUUCACACAUGACCAAAUUAAGGAUCUUUUAAUGUCCCGCACAUGCACAGAGGGCGAAAGACAUAUCCUUAUAUUUCAUUGUGAAUUCUCUUCAGAAAGAGGUCCAAAAAUGUCCAGGUUCCUCCGAAGCAAAGACAGAGAGCUGAACAAUGACCGAUACCCAUUUUUGAACUUCCCGGAAGUGUAUCUGUUGCAUGAUGGGUACAAAGGUUUCUACGAGGCCCACAAGGAACUCUGUCAGCCAAUGAGUUACAAGCCCAUGCUUCAUGAAAACCAUACCAAUGAUUUACGUCACUUCCGCUCCAAGUCAAAAUCCUGGUGCGCAGGCUCAAAGAAGAGAAAAAGUCAGCGUAAAAUUCUUUGAAAGAAAAAAGACAACUAAUUGCAAAGCUAUUCCAUUUCAAGAUACAACAGUUAUAAAGAACUUCGACACAUAACUGCAUAUUUACUAAUAGUGCUAUUUUUUGUAAACAUAACACUUUGAUGUUUCUAGUGGCAAGACGGUUGGACGUCUAGUUCAAACUCAAGAGAACGUACAAAAUGUACUUGUAUCUUGUUAAAACGGUGAAAUUGUCCAAAU